Messenger RNA from Puccinia graminis f. sp. tritici CRL 75-36-700-3, 178 nucleotides. RefSeq lists its product as uncharacterized. The record is from RefSeq and is a predicted model, not a curated record. The annotation marks the transcript as partial. Lineage: Eukaryota; Fungi; Basidiomycota; Pucciniomycetes; Pucciniales; Pucciniaceae. The transcript is spliced from 2 exons.
AUGUCUGAUUAUAACAAUAGGUCUAGAGAUAAUAACGGAGAACCAACCUCAGAAUACUACCAAUGUAGAGGUUUUCCGACAGCUCCCAACAGAAGAGAGGUUCGAAAGGUACUAUUACAGGAUGAUGGAAAACAGAAACUGGUUAGAACAAGUCACGAACCGAGCAACAGAGGAAGCU